This is a messenger RNA of Frieseomelitta varia, 1438 nucleotides long. Its product is annotated as mitochondrial pyruvate carrier 3-like. Bases 211 to 579 code for a protein of 122 amino acids. Gene Ontology annotation, molecular function: pyruvate transmembrane transporter activity. NCBI's taxonomy places the organism in Eukaryota, Metazoa, Arthropoda, Insecta, Hymenoptera, Apidae. Gene Ontology annotation, cellular component: mitochondrial inner membrane. The transcript has 4 exons. The record is from RefSeq and is a predicted model, not a curated record. Gene Ontology annotation, biological process: pyruvate import into mitochondria.
AUCAGUGCGGGGCAAGGAAAGCGCGGAGAGCCUAUGCCGCUAGCGCGGCUACCAAUCGUUGCACUUCACGAUAUUCAGUCUCAGUGUGCGGAUCGUCUUCCCGUUUCUAGUUUCCACGUUCAUUCGUUUUGUAGCAGAUCUUUAAAUAAUACUUUCUUUGAUUUUGUUCUGACUUUUGUCAAUUGUCAACGUGUGAACGUGUGAAACACAAUGUCUCUCGUCUACAAAAAUACGAUGAACGCGAUUGGCAAGUACGUGCCCCAGAAGUUCCAGCCACUGUGGAAUCACCCAGCUGGUCCGCAGACUAUAUUCUUCUGGGCACCAGCUUUUAAAUGGGGACUUGUAAUAGCUGGCCUCGGUGAUCUGCAGAGGCCAGCAAGUCAAAUCUCCGUUAGCCAAUCGUCUGCAUUAGGCCUUACUGGUUUGAUAUGGACAAGAUACGCCUUAGCGAUCACACCAAAAAACUGGAGCCUCUUUAGCGUAAAUCUGUUCGUCGCUAUAACAGCAUUAUACCAAGUUAGUCGGGGACUAAUGUACCAAGGUGAACCAGCAACUGAAACAACAGCGAAAAAAAAAUAGCGACUACGUCCAGAUAAUAUACAUUCCUAGGGAUCCAAAUAUUUAAAUGUAUAUAUUUAGCAUACUAGAUUCAUUUUAGCGACUUGAGCGGAAUAUAUCCGACUUAGGCAAUUUCUAACAAAAUUAAAAUACAAAUUAGGUAGUUAGGUAAAUGACGCGAAUUCAUAAUCAGCAUUAAGUAUGGACUUCCAUGAAAAUUCCAUAGUAAAAUUAUAAAUACUACAAAUUCAAGUAAAAACAUAUUGCAUGUAUAAAAUAGAGAUACAUCACAUGAACAAUCAUAAAAUUUCGAAGAUCAACAAUCAUGAAUUAGAAGUCAAAAAUAUGAAUAUCAAUACAGAGAAAUUAGAUUACAUAAACUAAUAUAAAACACUAGUCGUAAAUCACCAAAAUUCAAAAUUUAGGACAUUAACACUAACAGAAAGUAAACAAUAUCAAUUAUUAUAUUAUGUUCAAAUACUAAGAAAGGGAUACAUAUUAAGCUGUGAUAUCGAAGGUAAGGUGCUGUUUGUAUCUUUAUUCCAUUUAGUAACGCAUAAAUAAAUUCUAAAUCCUAAACUAAGUACAAAUGUACCAACAGAAUACAUAAGAUAUGUAUAAUUUCAAUGUGCAGUACAACAUUGAAAGGCAUUCUAUAUUGUAAACUAAAACACCAAUCGAUAGUACACCAAUAUACUAGAUUUAGGUGAACUUGCUUAUGUACAUACCUACCUCUAAGUAAUAAUGUACAAUUUACUGAUCUUAACGAUUCGCAACACUGAUGCUGAAGCACUCGAGGAAGUAGAAAAUGUACAAAUUGUAUACCAAGUUCGAUAACAUUACAAUUGCCUUGUAUAAUAAAGUAAUAUAUUUUUCUAAA